AUGCCCCUAACCUACGACGCCGAAUUCCGCACCGCCGCAGCACCCCUGCUCUCCGCCCGCGCAUCAGCCCCAAGACCAGCAGCGCACGACAUCCCCGCCCUGCGCACCAUCCUCUCCGCCUCCCUCGAGGUCCCGGCGUCCGCAGCCCCGUCCCACCCAGCCAUCGAAGAGACGCAUUUCACCGUCCCCAGCUACGACGGCCACAUGGUCUCCAUCUACCCGGUUGCACUCAAGUCCUCCCCCAACACGCAAACCACACCAGGCCCGGCGAUCAUCCACGCCCACGGCGGCGGGCUGGUCUUCGGCUCCGCAGCGCAACUAACGCGCCUGCACCAGCACCCCAUCGUCGCGGAGACCGGCGUACCCAUGUACACGGUCGAGUACAGACUCGCGCCUGGACAUCCCUACCUCGCAGCCGUGGAGGAUGUGUAUGCCGCGCUGAAAUGGGUGCACGAGCAGGGGGAGAAGAUUGGUGUUGAUCGGGGCAGAACCGGGGUGAUGGGCGAGAGCGCCGGCGGGAAUCUGGCGGCUGCUGUGGCGCUCAUGGCGCGGGACCGGGGUCUUUCUCCGCCGCUUAGGAAGCAGAUUCUCAUUUACCCGAUGCUGGAUGAUAAAACCACGCUGGAGGAUGAUGUGCAUGAUUCGCAUGGAGAUAUGCGGAUCUGGAGCUUCUCGAAUAACCUUACAGCGUGGAGUGCUUAUCUUGGGAAAGAGUAG
Molecule: messenger RNA, 717 nt
Organism: Aspergillus mulundensis
Lineage: Eukaryota; Fungi; Ascomycota; Eurotiomycetes; Eurotiales; Aspergillaceae
Exons: 1
Coding region: 1-717 (238 amino acids)
Molecular function (GO): hydrolase activity
Source: RefSeq, a predicted model, not a curated record